UAGAGACAWCAAAGCUAGAAGAUUUCAAUAUUUUCUAAUAUCAAAAGCCGUACCAGAAAAAUUGGAACCAUGGCAACUACGAAUGGCAAUUCCAACCAAUCUCUUCUAGCUAAAGAUAUUUUUCAGAAAAUGCAAGAAGAACUAGAAUCGAGGUCUUUUGYUGAAAUUGUGCUUGAGUCCAUCGUGGCGGGUGCUGUUGUUUUCUUGGCGGUUUUUGGAAACAUCUUGACUCUAUACAUCAUGUAUAAAAAUCGGUCUCUUCGAACUGCUACAAAUAUGUUUACCGCUUCGCUUGCAGUUGCMGAUAUUUUCAUGGGACUAACUGUUGUAAUGACGGCAUUGGUGGUGAUGAUCAAGUCUUCGUGGAUUUUUGGUUCUGAAACGUGCCAUUUUCAAGCUUAUAUGAUUACAUUCUCAUCAUCCAUAGCCUUGAUAACCAUUGCUAUGACUUCCGUUAACAGAUUCUUUAAGGUUGUUAAGAACAGUUUGUAUCAAAGAUAUUUUACUAAAAAGCGCACAGCAAUGAUGAUAGUAUGUUCUUGGGUAUGCGGCGUCGCGUUUUCUGCGCCAUUACUGCUUCCGGGCGCCACGGUUUUCAUCCCCUCAAAGCUGGUAUGCUUUGCCAACAUUACAAAAGUUGAAUGGAGAUUUUACGUUGUGACAUUAAUGUCGACUUUAGUCGCACUUCCAGUAAUUGUACUWACGUACUGCUAUUUUAGAAUAUUCCUUACAGUUGUAAAACAUCAGUCAAACGCGUUCCAAUCUAGACAAAACAUGACUAGUGUUCAAGAAAUCAAAAUCACACGAAUGAUGUUCGCAAUUGUUUUAUGUUUCAGUAUUUGCUGGACACCAACUUACAUCAUUAACAUGAUUGAUUGCGCACGGCCUACGUUCACUCUACCAAGAGUAGUAUAUYUGAUUCACAGCUUUGGGGCUGGAAUUUCGUGUGGAAUAAAUCCGAUUCUAUAUGGCCUAAUGAAUCCAACUUUUAGAAGRGAGUAUAUGAAAGUGUUAAAGUGCUGGAAAAGUAAUCGAAAUAACACUAUAGAGCCAACAACAAAUGUAGCGACUUGUCAACAACCUGAAAUUGRCUGACAGGUUUUGCGGUGACGAGGAAAAAAAUUGAAACCGAAGAAUGCUUGCACGCACUUGCACUACUGGGAAGGUGUUUUUUGGAAGAUUGGUUAUAUUGUACUUGUUCGCCCAUUAAAUCAACUCCAUCAUGGAUGUUUUCAAGGCAAUAGCUUUAUUAUAUUUUAGUAAUCAGGCCAUACUGCAUUACUCAUUAAGCACAAUAUAUCU
Messenger RNA from Exaiptasia diaphana, 1302 nucleotides. RefSeq names its product dopamine D2-like receptor. Bases 70 to 1095 code for a protein of 341 amino acids. The transcript has a single exon. Gene Ontology annotation, cellular component: membrane. Gene Ontology annotation, biological process: G protein-coupled receptor signaling pathway. Gene Ontology annotation, molecular function: G protein-coupled receptor activity. Lineage: Eukaryota; Metazoa; Cnidaria; Anthozoa; Actiniaria; Aiptasiidae. The record is from RefSeq and is a predicted model, not a curated record.